Messenger RNA from Radiomyces spectabilis, 1818 nucleotides. RefSeq lists its product as uncharacterized. Gene Ontology annotation, biological process: carbohydrate metabolic process. The record is from RefSeq and is a predicted model, not a curated record. The transcript has 4 exons. The coding region runs from base 55 to 1719 and encodes 554 amino acids. NCBI's taxonomy places the organism in Eukaryota, Fungi, Mucoromycota, Mucoromycetes, Mucorales, Radiomycetaceae.
UGCGAUUUUUCCCAAGUUCUCCUUCACGGUUGCUAUGCCCUUUUAUAUUAUACCAUGACUCAAUGUAACCGACGGACCAUUACUAUUGGCUUAAUAGGAUCGUUUAUCGCUCUCGUCAACCUCAUUCUUAUAUAUCAUUUUCACCCAACCUUUAACGAGUUCCCAUCCACCCAACCCUUACCUCCACCGCCCCGUCCUGCCCCUCCUCCUCUUGAACCACCCAAACAUUACGGUAUUCCGCUCGUUCGACCACCACAACAUGAACGAAAAUUCGUCAGUACCGCCGUUGACGAUUUUAUCAAAAACGUUUCAAUGGCUUUCCAAGAUCCCGAUUUAGCCAUUCUUUUGCAAAACUGUCUGCCCAAUACACUAGAUACCACCAUCGAAUGGUAUCGUCUGCGAGAUGAUCCUCGCACAUUCCUGAUCACCGGUGACAUUCCUGCCAUGUGGAUACGUGAUUCGACUAACCAAAUUUUACCCUAUUUAUCCAUGGCAUCGUUGGAUCGACGGCUUCAGGAUCUAAUAUUGGGCGUUCUGGUAGUGCAAGCUUCCUACCUUCACUAUGAUCCUUAUGCAAAUGCCUUUUUACGUCCCUGGUAUGCUCCUAAUUUUCGCUUCCGCGAUGGUCGUACUGAUCAGGUGGUUCCUCACUACGAUCCAAACCUGGUGUGGGAAUCCAAGUAUGAGUUGGAUUCCUUGGCCCAUUUUCUUGAAUUGGCCAAUGAAUACAUGACGGUGACAGGUGAUAUUGAGCGGGUGGUUCGUUCUGAAGAUUGGGUAAAAGCGCUUCCACGCGUGUUCCAGGUGAUUCGACAUCAAAUGCGGGGCAGUUGGGAGGAACCGGUGCUGUCAUCCGUUGAAUGGCCACUUCAUCAUCGACCGCCCGUGACAUACCUUGGCGGAAAUCGUUCCUAUAUCGAAACCCCUGAACCGUUGCCUGUAAACAAUGGUUACCGAUUCAAACGAUUUACCGAUCGCCCUACGGAAACGCUGGGCGAAAAUGGAAUAGGCGGAAUAUCACGUCAAUGCGGAUUGGUUCGGAGCGCGUUCCGUCCGAGCGACGACGCCACGACUUUUCCUUAUCUGAUUCCCGCCAAUGCGCAGCUGACCGUCAACCUUGGACGUCUGGCGAAGCAUCUUCAGGACGCUUUCAAAAAAUUCAAUGACCUCGCCCCCGAGCUGAAAGACAUUGCACGCGAAGCAGAAACCCUGAGCGACACAAUUCGAAAAGCCAUCUAUGAGCAUGCGGUGGUGGAGCACCCUCGAUUUGGGAAGAUUUUUGCCUAUGAAGUGGAUUGCUACGGCUCGCAGCUGCUGAUGGACGAUGCCAAUACCCCUUCGUUGCUAAGUUUACCGAUCCUCGGAUUCGUCGAUACCCAGGAUACUGUUUACCAAAACACCCGUGCGUUUGUCCUAUCACAAAAUAAUCCUUGGUAUUUCGAAGGAGCUUUUGCUCAGGGCGUUGGUAGUCCUCACACGGGUCGCGAUAUGAUUUGGCCUAUGAGCCUGCUGAUGCAAAUUCAGACGUCUACUUCGGAAAAUGAAAUUCGACUGUUGCUGGAGACACUAAAACGGUUGUCUUCGAAAACGGGGUUGAUGUGUGAAUCAUUCCAUAAGGACCAGCCGGCGCGAUUCACGCGUCCUUGGUUCAGCUGGGCCAAUGGUCUGGCAGGAUCCACUCUCAUUAGUGUUUUCCAGCGUUUCCCUCACCUUGUGUAAUGCGAAAAGGAGGACGAUCAACAGAAAAACAGAAAAACAGAAAAAUAAAAAAAUCGCAGAAAAAAAAGUGGGAAAUAAAUAGUGACGUUUUAAUGCAAC